Molecule: messenger RNA, 327 nt
Organism: Verticillium nonalfalfae
Lineage: Eukaryota; Fungi; Ascomycota; Sordariomycetes; Glomerellales; Plectosphaerellaceae
Exons: 2
Coding region: 1-327 (108 amino acids)
Source: RefSeq, a predicted model, not a curated record
AUGGCGAACACAAACCACGUCAACCGCAUCACAUUGUUCAAGAUUCCCAAUGAAGAAGACCGACAGAAGCUGCUGGAACUCUAUAGAGGUAUGCCCCUGAAGGCCGUCAAGGACGGACAACCUUACCUUCUGGGGGUGAAGGCGGGUACUGCCUUCAAAGAUCAGAGAGCACAAGGUUAUACUGUGGCCGUACAGUCAACCUUUGCAUCGGUGGACGACAUGGCGUACUAUGACAACGAAUGUGCUGCACACGCCGAGCUGAAGGCUUUUGCCAAGUCCGUGAACCAAGGAGCAAUGAUGAUUUACUUCCAAGACGAGCUGAAAUAG